This is a messenger RNA of Brassica rapa (field mustard), 3850 nucleotides long. Its product is annotated as protein NLP8-like. Gene Ontology annotation, molecular function: protein binding; DNA-binding transcription factor activity. Lineage: Eukaryota; Viridiplantae; Streptophyta; Magnoliopsida; Brassicales; Brassicaceae. The record is from RefSeq and is a predicted model, not a curated record.
CCGUCACAUGAGUUUUAACUAUAUUCUGAUUGGGCCUCCUAAUUGAUUUGCUAGAUUAUUCACUUAUCUGCGCAAUUUCAACCAAACAGAUGGGUUAUGCAAUGGUACAAUGAUGGUGGUAACACAGAUCAUGACCGAAAAAGAUGUUGGGGAACGGGUUCUAAUCCCUAGGAUUCAGCUGACCUCCAUAGAUACCAUGUAUCCUUCCACAUUUCGUCGACGCCAGUAUCAAGAGAUCAAUGGAUUGUUUGAUGCAAUAAUUGUUGUUUCAGAACCAAAAUGGUCUUCCAAGUUAAUAGUCUAAAUACAACUACAAUGCAAACAUACUAAUAACACUCAUAAACUGGUGUAAACAUGACUAACCAGUAAAAUUUAUCACACUAUCAAACAAAUGAACAUACAAAAAUUCAUUGAGAAAAUAUAUAUUUUAAUUCUUAGUCAUUAGACAAUAUAUCACAUCCCGCCCGUAGGCCCGGACGGGCCGACCCUAGUAUUUAUAUAUUUUAUUAACAAUAGUAAUUGUCGGUUCUGUAAAACAUACACUGACAUAUGAGAAGACACCGCGUCCAAGGAUUCCCAAAUUAAAAUAUUUAUCUAAUUUUGGAUAAAAAAAGAAAUAUCAGUCCCAGUUCCUUUCACGUCGUCACACGUGGAUAACUCUUAUCAAAACGCAUCGUUCUGUUGCUUACGCAAGCACACAAGCUCUCAAGAUACAGAGAGAGAGAGAGAGAGAGAGAGCGAUUCGAUUCAAAAGUCUAUUCUUUUCGUUGCAAAGCUUACGAGUAUUCCAUUAAAUGUAAGCGGCCAUAUAUCACUCUGCUGAUGUAGUAGUAUCUUCCUCCACUGCUUAAAGCGGUACUGAUGGAGGUUUGAUUUACUAAAGUUGCUACGUGAGGGCGUUUUCAAGAAUCCUUCUUUGCUUUCUAAUCAUCAACGUUAUGGAACACCCUUUUGCUUCCAGAGACAAGGUGUUUGGUUAUCAAGAUAUCUCAACAGAAGAGAUGGAUAGUUUCAGCUUUGGUUCUGGUGUUAGGAGCUUGAUCUCUGACGAUAUGUUUAACUCAUCUUCCAACUCUGAGCUUGUGAAUUUCGACUCUUUCUCCACAUGGUGUAACAGCCCUUCCGUGAGUGAUGUCUUGUUCGCCCAAUAUGGUCUGUCGACCUCUCAGUCUAUGCCUUUUGGAGCUAUCACUUCAGCUCAUGCACCCGAGCUGAGAGCUGCUACUUUACCAGGUCUUACUCGUUCAUUUCAUGAUAUGGAAAGCUCUUACUAUGGUGAAGAAAGACCGUCACUACAGGAAAUGAUCUCUCAGUUUGAUCACUCGUUAGAUAGCGUUCAGUUAAGUGGUAAACGGCGCAGGGUGGCUAACCAGAAGAAUGGUUUUCCUAACUUGAUGAACUGUACUAUCCCUAGGUCUUUGAGCCACUCACUAGAUGAGAAGAUGCUCAAGGCACUAAGCUUGUUUUUAGAGUCCUCAGGUUCAGGAGAGGGCAUUUUAGCUCAAGUUUGGACUCCUAUUAAGAUAGGAGACCAGCACGUGCUCAGUACAUGUGAUCAGGCCUAUUUGCUUGACCCGAGGCUUUCUCAGUACCGUGAAGUCUCGAGGAAAUUCACUUUUGCCUCUGAAGCAAAUCAGUGCUCUUUUCCGGGUCUUCCUGGCCGUGUCUUCAUCUCCGGAGUACCUGAGUGGACGUCAAACGUUGUGUAUUACAAGACGGAUGAGUAUCUGCGUAUGAAGCAUGCAAUAGAUAAUGAAGUCCGUGGUUCCAUUGCUAUACCUAUCCUUGAAGCUUCUGGGACAACUUGUUGUGCCGUCAUGGAGCUCGUCACUUCCAAGGAAAAGCCUAAUUUUGAUACGGAGAUGGACUCUGUCUGCCGUGCUCUCCAGGCUGUAAACUUACGGACAUCAGCGAGCCCUCGCCCUCAGUUCCUCUCCAGUAAUCAAAGAGACGCUUUAGCUGAAAUACAAGAUGUUCUCCGAGCAGUAUGUCACGCACACAGGCUGCCUUUAGCUCUAGCCUGGAUUCCUUGUAGUUACGGCAAGGGGGGAAAGAAUCAAUCAGGUGAAAGUUGUGUUCUUUGCGUAGAGGAAACAGCUUGUUAUGUGAAUGAUACGGAGAUGGAAGGCUUUGUGCACGUUUGUUUGGAGCAUUGUCUAAGAGAAAAAGAAGGAAUUGUUGGCAGAGCUUUCGUAUCAAACAAGCCGUUAUUUUCUUCUGAUGUGAAGGCUUAUGACAUCAGUGAGUACCCUCUUGUUCAGCAUGCUCGAAAGUACGGUCUGAAUGCUGCUGUUGCUAUAAAACUGAGGAGCACUUACACUGGUGAAGAUGAUUACAUACUUGAACUGUUCUUGCCUGUAAGUAUGAAAGGGAGCUUGGAGCAACAGCUUCUAUUAGACAGCCUUUCCGGUACUAUGCAGAGAAUUUGUCGAACUCUUAGAACCGUUUCAGAUAUAGGGGAAGCUAAAAAAGAAGUGAGUAAAACUGGAGUUCUGACUGCAUGUUCAGGAAACUUCCAGACAAUGUUAUCAGAUUCAGAACUUAACUCUACUAGAAAUAUAUUUUCGGAUAUGUCCUCUGAUAAAGAUAGCAGUGGUACAGGCUCUCAAGGCACUUAUGAGCAGGAAAUGAGCAAAGCUAGAACACCAGAGAAGAAGAAAAGUACAACAGAGAAGAAUGUGAGCUUAAGUGUUCUCCAACAACAUUUUUCUGGGAGUCUUAAGGAUGCUGCAAAAAGCCUUGGUGUUUGUCCCACUACACUGAAACGAUGCAGACAACAUGGGAUCAUGAGGUGGCCAUCUCGCAAGAUAAACAAAGUGAACAGGUCACUAAGGAAAAUACAGACGGUGCUUGACUCUGUCCAAGGUGUGGAAGGAGGACUGAAAUUUGACUCGACCACAGGCGAGUUCGUUGCAGUUUGCCCUUUUAUCAAAGAACUUGAUACCCAGAAGGAUCCUGUUAGAGGUCAGGAAGAUACGGCUCAAGAUACUUCGUUUGAGCUCUUGGAAGCUAAAUCAGUCGACAAUGCAAUCAAGUUAGAGGAGGAUAUCAUCGCAAACGGAUCAUUCGUGGAGGUUGAUGCUAGUGGUCAGCAAUGGGCUUGGAUGGCCGAACAGUCUGGCUUUAAUGGCAACUUAAGCUCUCAGGCAAUCAGAUGCAGUGGCAGUAUCAACGAACCUAACCAGUCCAUGUCAUGCAGCAUGUCAGGUUCAUCAAAUGGCUCAGGUGCAGUUAUGCUACGAAGCUCAUCUACUUCCAUGGACGAUAGUAACCAAGUUAGAACACAGAAAAGCAACAGCAGCGAGAGUGGAUCAACAACGCUCACUGUAAAAGCUACUUACAGAGAAGACACAAUACGUUUCAAGUUCGAGCCGUCGCUUGGGUGUUCUCAGCUGUACAAAGAAGUUAGGAAACGGUUUAAACUGCAAGAAGAGUCGUUUCAACUCAAGUACUUAGACGAUGAAGAAGAAUGGGUGAUGCUGGUUACAGAUUCUGAUCUCCAAGAGUGCUUGGAGAUAUUAUAUGGUAUGGGAAAACACACUGUGAAGUUCCUGGUCCGUGAUCUGCCUGCGCCUAUAGGUAGUUCUGCCGGCAGCAACUGUUACCUAGGAACAGGCUUAUAGCAUCUACUGCUCAGUUAUGUUAUCCCUUGUGAAAGAAUGUUUUUUAUUUCUCCAUAUAUUAGUUUGCUUAUAAGAAAAGGUAUGAGGGAUAAAGACAGUUUUGGCAUAGUGGAGUCAGGAUACUGUAUAUGUUUGUCCUUUUAUAUAAACCAGAGAAUAAGAAGUUUGAUGUCUAAGGCAAGUUACUGAUGUACUCUUGGAAAAUUAGUUUUGGUGUGUUUCGGUUC